GUUUGGUUACUCACAGACAGAAGAAACGUGUUUGAACCAAGAUCAGAAGCAUGAGUCAGUUUCCAGAAUAAUCUAGGAGGCCUAUAUCAUUUUUGUUCAUAUCAACUGUAAACAACUAUUGAGUAGACGGACAUUUUGACAGAAAGAUGGCUAAGGUAAUCGCACAGCAGACUUUUGAUGAUGUGGUGAGAGAGAAUAUGGAGGAAUUUGGAAUGGAUGCUGACGAAGCAAUAGAUGAUGCUGUUCAACAAUUUGAGUCACAGGGUGUCAACCUCAGUAAUAUUGUACAAGAUUCAAGACUGUUUUCUGGACAAGGAGAUGCUGCUGAACACCCAGUUGUAUCUGCCAUCAAAAACUUGAAGAUCUCUCUUGACAGCGAAGAAUCUACAACGGCAGAAAUCACAGACUGUAUAGUAAUGAUCCGAGCCGAAUGCGAUGUUGAUCUGUCGAGGCGAUGUCUAGCUGGGAACAACCAAGCUUACCCAGCAUUGAUACAGGCAUUAGAAAAGUUUCUUACAGAUGACAAAAUGCUCCAAAAGGCUUUACUGACCCUGUUGUCUCUUACGAAUGGUCAGCCAGAUUUGUUGGAUGAUCAUGGCUGUUCUUUAUUAAUGGAAAUGCUGGACAGUUUUAAGGACAAUGAGGAUAUUUUGUAUCUGACAGUUGGUCUUAUAAGGAAUACAUGUACAAAGCAUGAGGAAAACAGACAGAUGUUUGUAAAGAAAAAACUUAUUUCAAAAUUAUCUGAUGUGUUGAACAGGCAUAAAGGGAGUGAAAAAGUGGUGAUAGAGACAUGUGGAGCACUUCGAGUGCUCACCUUAGAUGAUGAUAUUAGAGUGCCGUUUGGCCAGGCGCAUGAAAAUGCAAAAUCCAUUGUGACAGAAGGAAAUGCUUUAGAAACAAUUCUGAAUUUGUGUAAAGAUUACUCUGACAACCCUGGUGUUCUGAAGGAGCUGUUCUCCACACUGGCCAAGUUGGUGGUGAGGUCCGAGUUCUGUAAGGCGGUGAUGGAUAUGGGAGGACUUGACUUUAUCCUGAGAGCGUUACAGAGCUGUGUUAAAGACAAGGGAGUUGUGAGGCAAGCUCUUGGUCUCAUCAAAGCUUUGGCAGGGAAUGAUGAGGUUAAGAUCGAGGCUGUGAAGAUCAGUGCAUUUGAAAUUAUCCUGGUGGCCAUGAUUAAACAUCAGGCCAACUCAGGAGUGGCAGAAUUGAGUUGUGCUACCAUAGCAACCCUGGUUCUUCGUAAUCCCGCUCAUUGUAUUACCGUCAUCAAUCUAGCUGGCCACCAGUCCAUCAUCCAGGCUAUGAAAAUACACCCCAAGGAGGGAGGCGUACAGAAACAAGCGUGUAAUGCUCUACGAAAUCUGGUAGCCAGAACAAGAGAAUACUGUGAACCUAUACUGGAGUUAGGCGCCGAAGCCUUAAUCAACGAAGCCCUCAAAAACCAUACAUCGUGUGAGGAUGAUGCCAAGGCUGCCCUUAGGGAUCUAGGCUGCAAUGUGGAACUGAAGAUACGCUGGAAGGGAGAAAAUGGAUCCUUAGUGCACGAUUAGGAGUAGUUCAUAGUUAGAAGUGCCUCUAAUUUUAAUCAUGAACUAUGCUGAAAUAAAACCUGGGAAUGUUAAACUUGGCUAUAUUUAGCAUCAUAGUACCAAUGGUUGGGCUUUUCAUGUUCAGAACUUCCUCUAUUGCUACGAAAGAGACAUCUAGUCGCAAUAUUCAAUCAAUGUCAUAGUUUAUUUCCAUUUUGAGAACGGCAUGUUGAAUUAGACAGGAGUUUAUAAAACUCACAAGACUGUUCAGGGAUGUGAUUCUUACUAUUUUCAUUGGAAUUCCUAUAUUUUCACUCUUUU
Molecule: messenger RNA, 1853 nt
Organism: Pecten maximus
Lineage: Eukaryota; Metazoa; Mollusca; Bivalvia; Pectinida; Pectinidae
Product: armadillo repeat-containing protein 6-like
Exons: 6
Coding region: 147-1553 (468 amino acids)
Molecular function (GO): protein binding
Source: RefSeq, a predicted model, not a curated record